UUUUGUCUCCGGCCGUGGCACUGCAGGUAGCGGACUCCAGGUGGGCCUCGCGCCGUCCGUCCGCGGUGCCGCACGGGACAGGGACUGUGCUCGCAGACCGGGCGGCUGGCCGGCGACCCGCAGCUGAGGCCGUGACCCUGAAGAUACAUAAUUAUCAAAACAACCAAUAGAAAAGAAAUGUUUAGAUUCAGUCAAAAAUGUCACAUGUUCAUCAAGAUUAUUGUCAGAGUCAUCAAUUAAACAGGUGAGUACUAUUUCAUGGCCCUUCUAUUCCUUCUCAUGGUUCAAAGGGAUAUGUCCCUAGAGGUUUAUAGUGAACUUAAAUAUGAUAUGGAAAUUUCUCACAGGUAAUUCCUGGAACUACAAGAUAUGAUCUGUUACAACUUCUCCCUUCCAGUUUUUCCCACUCUGGCUUCAUAGUUUCUACUCUUCCCUAAGAGACUCAUAAAAAAUGAAAAAAUUCAAGGGGCCUGUGACAUUAAAGGAUAUUACUGUGGAGUUCAGCAAGGAGGAGUGGAAAUUACUGACUCCUGCUCAGAAGACCCUUUACAAGGAUGUUACACUGGACAACUAUAAUCUCCUGGUCUCCGUGGGCUAUCGUGUAAGUAAGCCAGCUAUAGUUCUUAAAUUGAAGCAAGGGAAAGACCCAUGGAGCUUAGAAGUUGAAUGUCCACGUCGAAAGCACCCUGAAAAAGUAAAGAAUGUUCAGAAUCCCAGAGGAAGAUCCCAGAAAAGCCAAACUGGAAAUUCAAGGAAUAGAGAGCCUGCAAGACCUCAGAAAACACAGAAGCAACAGGAAAGCUAUGACUGCAACGAAUGUGGGAAGUCUUUCUGCACGAAGUCUGCCCUUACAGUGCACCAGCAGACACACUCCAAGGACAUAUCCUAUGAAUGUGAGAAAUGUGGAAAGUCUUUCUCGAAAAAUGAAGACCUCACAAAACACCAGAAAGUUCACACCAGAGACAAAACCUACGAAUGCAAAGAAUGUAAAAGCAUUUUCUACCACCUGUCAUCACUCAGUCGACACCUGAGAACCCAUGCCGGAGAUAAACCCUAUGAAUGUAAGCAGUGUGAGAAAUCUUUCUACCAGAAGCCACAUCUCAUGGAACAUCAGAAAACUCACACAGGAGAGAAGCCCUUCAAGUGUACUGAAUGUGGGAAGUUUUUCUACAUGAAAGCAUACCUCCUGGUUCAUCAGAAAACACAUACUGGGGAGAAACCCUUUCAGUGCAAGGAGUGUGGCAACUUCUUUUCCCAGAAGUCACACCUCACAGUACAUCAGAGAUCACACACAGGGGAGAAGCCCUACAAAUGUAAGGAAUGUGGGAAAUUAUUCUCCAGGAAUUCCCACCUCAAAACCCAUCAGAGAACUCACACUGGAGAGAAGCCGUAUGAGUGUAAGGAAUGCAAAAAAUGCUUCUACCAGAAGUCAGCCCUCACAGUGCACCAGCGAACUCACACAGGUGAGAAGCCCUUUGAAUGUAGUAAGUGUGGGAAACACUUCUAUUAUAAGUCAGAUCUCACUAAACAUGAAAGAAAACACACAGGGGAGAAGCCCUAUGAAUGUGCAGACUGUGGGAAAUCCUUCUCUGUGAACUCAGUCCUCAGAUUACAUCAAAGGACUCACACGGGAGAGAAGCCCUAUGAAUGCGAAGAGUGUGGGAAAUGCUUUUCCCAGAGGUCACACUUCAUUAUACAUCAAAGGAAGCACACUGGGGAGAAGCCAUACGAGUGUCAAGAGUGUGGGGACACCUUCAUCCAGAAGUCCCAGCUCAAUGCACAUCGGAAGACACAUGCACAGAAGGGAAACGCUGACAAAUAGUGUGACUGUUUCUGUUGGAAUUUGCCCAGCGGAAGGAUCAGAUAAUUCAUGUAAUGAGAAUUGUCAAUAAGAGAAAGUUCUGAGUUGUAACUUUUCCUUACAGAAUAUCAGCCAGUGCAGUAAGUUUAUUAGGAAGACCUUGUAAUCACAGGAUAGACUUUACAAAGUAUCAGACAACAGAGAGAGCACACGGGAGAGAAUUCCUGUUAGUAAAAUGAUGGCCAAGAAGUUUUAUGUGGAAGUAUCUAAUGCCAGACAUCUAAAAGUGCACAUACGUGAGAAAGUCCUGUGAAUAGCUCUAAGUAUUCAAAAGCGUGGCACAAAAGUGGCACUUACAACAGAAAACUGCAGAGAUUGUGACAGAUAAUAGAUGUUUUCAUCAAGAUGAUGUUUCACGAAAUGCCCUGUCAUUCAUACUUAUACCUUUUAUCGUACAUAUUUGAAAGAUUGUAAACAAAAAUUCGAAGACUGUGUGGAGAGAAGCACUUAUAGUAUGUCAUGUUGCAGAUUUCCAAGGUGGGUUUGUUUUCUUUUAAAAGAAAUAUACAGUGUAGCAUAGUGGGGCAUUCCUCCAGGAUGCAGGAUUCCAGGUUCAAGCUGUCCUAGGCAGAGUUAGCAAGACUGUUUCAAAAAUAGCAACCUAAGGGCUAGUGGUUCCAUGGGUGCCUUGUAAGAAUGAGGCCCUGGGUUCAAUCUAAUAAGGAAGCAAGCAAGCAAGCAAGCAACCGAGGGAGGGAGGAAGGA
Messenger RNA from Dipodomys ordii (Ord's kangaroo rat), 2566 nucleotides. RefSeq names its product zinc finger protein 25-like. The record is from RefSeq and is a predicted model, not a curated record. The transcript has 6 exons. NCBI's taxonomy places the organism in Eukaryota, Metazoa, Chordata, Mammalia, Rodentia, Heteromyidae. The coding region runs from base 452 to 1822 and encodes 456 amino acids. Gene Ontology annotation, biological process: regulation of DNA-templated transcription.